GGAGUCGUGACUGGGCAGGUUUCAGAGCUGGCCAGAGGCCAAGGGCAUUUCGAACGGGGAUUGUCCGUGGUGUGACAGGCAGCGGAGCUGAAUUUCAGCAGCAGGAGCUCAGGGCAACAUGAAGGGCCGGGGCCUGUCUGCAGUGUAUGCGUUGUGAAGGAGAAGGAACCAGCUGCACGGGGUCCGUACAGACCUGCGCUGCUGGGCAAACCUCUUGUGGCGUCGUUCAAACAGAAUUGACACUCGCUGGAGAGAAGACCCAGACCAUUGUCAAGGGCUGUGCGACACUCAGCCAAUGUAACGCUGGCUUCGUCUCGAUGAACUUUGGGAAGGGAAUGAUGACAAGGACGAUCAUCUCCUGCUGCCAGACCGACUCCUGCACACCGGCACCUGUUAAAGUGCCCCCGGCUGACACCAAAUCCAACGGCCGGAGCUGCCCGGGCUGCCACACUUCGUCCUCUGAUCAGUGCCGUGAACAGACCGUACAGUGCACUGGAGCCGAAAACCAAUGCAUGGACAUCUCCAGGCACCUAAACUCUGCUGGAUCUGCCACGAAGACCAUCAUGAAGGGCUGUGGUUCUGAGUACGUCUGUGCCCAGGUGAAUGAAGGUUCUGCGAACUUUGCGGGGAUCAAUACAGAGGUAACCAGGGCCAGAUGCACCCCAGCCACCAGCGCAGCCGGCACAGCUCUGGGACCCGCCGGGCUCCUCCUUCCCGCCCUCGCUGGGCUCCUCCUGCUGAAGAGUCUCUCCUGAUUCCCCACCCAGUGCAGCGGCCACGCCGCCCUCAGGAACGCCCCGGCCUCCUGUGUUAGCCCCUGUCGGCAGCCGCUGUCCCCUCCCAGGGGCCCUGGGCUCCCGCCCGGAUUCGCUUCCCCUUUAUAUUGUUCCGCUUAAUAAAACAAACUGGAGACCAAAA
Mauremys mutica (yellowpond turtle) is the source of this 918-nucleotide messenger RNA. Its product is annotated as phospholipase A2 inhibitor and Ly6/PLAUR domain-containing protein-like. Gene Ontology annotation, cellular component: extracellular region. Gene Ontology annotation, molecular function: phospholipase inhibitor activity. The transcript is spliced from 5 exons. The record is from RefSeq and is a predicted model, not a curated record. NCBI's taxonomy places the organism in Eukaryota, Metazoa, Chordata, Testudines, Geoemydidae. Bases 147 to 755 code for a protein of 202 amino acids.